This is a messenger RNA of Armigeres subalbatus, 2082 nucleotides long. RefSeq lists its product as uncharacterized. The record is from RefSeq and is a predicted model, not a curated record. Gene Ontology annotation, biological process: DNA integration. The transcript is spliced from 3 exons. Gene Ontology annotation, molecular function: nucleic acid binding. NCBI's taxonomy places the organism in Eukaryota, Metazoa, Arthropoda, Insecta, Diptera, Culicidae. Bases 1 to 2082 code for a protein of 693 amino acids.
AUGUUGGAGCCGGACCCGACAAUAACCAAACUCCACUUCUUCGCCGACGCCUCUCAAGGAGCUUACGGAUCCUGUUGCUACGUACGAGCAGAAACCAGUGGCGGAGUAUCUGUUCAGCUACUGACGGCAAAAUCAAAGGUCGCGCCGUUAUCCAGUCGACAUUCCAUCGCCCGGCUGGAACUCUGUGCUGCACGACUAUCAACGCAGCUAUUCGAGAAGGUGGUUUUUGCCUUGAAGAUGUCACCACCCGCUUAUUUUUGGACGGACUCCACUACCGUUCUCCAUUGGCUACGAUCUCCUCCAAGCCGUUGGAAGGCUUUCGUAGCGAACCGAGUGUCACAAAUCCAACACUCGACCGAUGUCAGUCACUGGAAGCACGUAUCCGGUCUCGACAACCCCGCUGACGAUAUUUCACGUGGACUCAGCCCUGUCGACAUGCUACAAUGCAAGCGCUGGUGGAACGGCCCAAUCUGGUUAUCACUCGAUUCAGAUCACUGGCCGAAUCUCAUUCCCACCGACGAAGAAGCAGAGACUAUCACCGAAGAACGCAAUGUGUCAUACGUUACGAUGAGCGUCUUACAGAACGAGUUCCAUGACAAUCUGUUUGCACGUUACUCCAGUUUCUCCAAGCUUCGUCGCGUUACUGCUUUCUGUUUACGAUACCUGCAAUCCUUGCGAGCACGCGCAGUACUGCGUCGAACGGAAGCAGACAGCUACCACCAACUCAGUAUUCGCAACGAUACCGUUUCUCCAGUCUCCACCGACGAAUUGCAACGUGCUGAACUUCAUCUGUGUCGGCUAGCUCAACAACAAUCGUUUCCUGCAGAGAUCUCUCACCUAUCGAGCGGUGAACCAGUCAUCAAAUCAUCCGCCAUGAAGUGGCUGAAGCCAUACAUCGACGAAGAUCACAUUAUUCGCGUCGGUGGCCGGUCUCCGAUUACGUCAAGCAUCCUAUCGUACUCUCUGCCAAACACCCGCUGUCGACUCUGCUGCAAGCCCACACUAGUCCAGCAGAGCACAGCAGAUCUUCCGGCAUCGCGAGUCUCUCCAACUCGUCCGUUCUCCGUCUGUGGAGUCGACUACUGUGGACCAUUCCUGUUGAAGGCAACCGUCCGCAAUCAUGCUCCAACCAAGGCUUACGUGGCAAUCUUCGUUUGCUUCGCCACGAGAGCCGUCCACAUCAAGCUUGUUAGCGACCUCACUACAGCUGCUUUCCUGGCAGCCCUCCGUCGUGUGGUUGCUCGAAGAGGAAGAAUCGCUGAGCUGCACUCGGACAAUGCGACAACUUUCAAGGGUGCGUCACACGCACUCAACCGUAUCUACCAGAUGCUGAAGGUGGACAACAACGAUCGGGAUCGGAUCUUCAAUUGGUGUGCGGAGAACGAGAUUCGGUGGAAGUUGAUUCCGCCACGUGCACCGCACUUUGGCGGGCUUUGGGAGGCUGCCGUCAAGUCAGCAAAGAAGCACCUCCUGAAAAUAGUAGGCAACACUAACAUUGCCUAUGAACAGAUGUUGACUCUACUGGCACAGGUCGAAAUGUGCCUCAAUUCCCGUCCGCUGACUCCGAUGCCAAGUGAACCGUCCGAUCUGGAGGUCCUAACUCCAGGACAUUUUCUCGUCGGGGCCAACCUUCAAGCGGUACCCGAUGCUGAUUUUCGAGGGAUUCCUGACAACCGUCUGGAAGUUUACGAUGUGGUUCAGAAGCAUCUUCAGAACAUCUGGGCCCGCUGGUACCCGGAGUACCUUCAACAGCUACAGUCACGGGCAACAAAAGGCUGCAAUCCCCCGGUCACCGUUGAGGUGGGCCGCAUCGUCGUCGUGAAGGAAGACAACAUCCCUCCUGCUAGCUGGCCACUCGGGCGUAUUAUGAAGCUGCACCCGGGGCGGUCUUUCCUGGAUGUCGAUCUAUUUGGUCCCUGGUUGCUGGAGCCGAUUGUAUUCUCCUGGUGCUAUGAUAAGCUGUGUCAGCUUCGGCGGGGAUGCAUGGCAAGAUGCCACAAACAACAGGAUGAUGUACGGGUGCUGAUCGAACGUGUCGAUCCUGUCCGGACCUCUCGAGGGGCUGGACCAUCGUUGGCGUAG